UGUCCUGUGUCUUGUUUUGUGUAAAUAUGCCGUUGAAGUUGUUGGGCGAGCCACCGCCACACUCCGCCAGAUUUACUUUGACUUCUGCUCUCAUAGGCGCAACCGAAGGACAGAGGCGAUUUGACAGACUACCUGCAGUGAAAAGAAACUGACGGCAACAACUCCACUACACGUCCAAGAAGACCAAAGAGAAGAAGCAGAUGGAACCACAGACUCCACAGGGCCCGAACAACCUCACCCAACAAUGGACCAUGACAAAAUAAUGGCUUACAACAACCACCACCAACAGCGGCUCAAAAAAUAAGUGUCAUAUGGACAUGAUAAUGUAUUUGGGCGUCAGCUUCAUCACCGAGUAUAACAUCACUGUAAAUGACACACAGGGAGUCGUCUCUGAUUUUCUGCAGACAGCCCUAGAGAUUCACCAGCGUUACAUUAUCGGCCUCGUCCUCUCCUGCAUUUACGCCAUUUUCCUCUGCCCCGUCGGCUUCAUCGGGAACAUCCUCAUCUUAGUCGUCAACCUGGAACACAGGGGCCGCAUGACAGCCCCGGACCUCUACUUUGUGAACCUGGCCGUGGCCGACCUCUUCCUCGUGGCCGACUCUCUGAUCGAGGUGUUCAACCUGAAGAAGGGCUACUAUGACAAGCCCGGCCUCUGCACCUUCAUGAACCUGUUCCAGCAGGUUAACAUGUACAGCAGUGUCUUCUUCUUGACCUGGAUGAGCUUUGAUCGGUUCGUGGCACUGACCAGCAGGGUGGGUCGCAGCAUGGCGCACGCGCGCCUCAGCUGCUGCUUCGUCUGGGUGUCCUCCUCCCUGCUCACCCUGCUGCCUUUCGUCAUAGCUCAAGCUCAGCACGCCGGAGAACUCGCUUUCUGUUUCGCUAAUGUGGCCCAGGUCCAGUGGCUGGAGAUGAUGCUGGGUUUCCUUCUGCCUUUCUGCACCCUGGGCCUGUGCUACUGGAGAAUAGCAAAGGUUCUCUGGCGCAGCCAGAAAGACCAAAGAGGGCGACAGCGGAGGCCUCGCAGGCAGAAAGCCCUGCAGAUGAUCUCGGCGGCGGUGUUAGUCUUCUUCCUCUGCUGGCUCCCAGAGAACGUCUUCAUAUGCGUCCACCUGCUGAGAGGGGGCACAAGCGGGGACAUGCUCUGGCAGGACUACCCGCUGACGGGUCACACUGUCAGGCUGGCGGCCUUCUCUAACAGCUGCCUGAAUCCGCUCAUCUACAGCUUCCUCGGGGAGACGUUCCAGGAUAAAAUGAGAGUUUUCCUCCAGCAGAAGAGCAAAUGGGUCAAGCUGCAAAGGUCCCCCACAGAAAGGUCCACCUAUGCUCCCUCUGCAAACGACUGCGGCCAUGCAGCGUGUGACCGACCACGCCAGUCAAUCAGCUCUGACCUCUUCUCACAAACUGUUAUAAACUGUCCCUUCAAAUCAAAACCAGCUGCACAUGGUAGCCUCACAGACAUUUGUGCUGAGUUCAAAGACAUUAAGUGAUGGAUAUUGUACAAAGAAGAAAACGAGCAACGGGGUGGUCAACUAUAAUGCACAAAAUCUAACAUUUCUUUUGAUUGAAAAGAUUCACUUGAGUUCUUUUCUAUUUUUUUUUAAAUCGUAUUUAUAAGUUUCCAUCA
Messenger RNA from Platichthys flesus (European flounder), 1624 nucleotides. RefSeq names its product G-protein coupled estrogen receptor 1-like. NCBI's taxonomy places the organism in Eukaryota, Metazoa, Chordata, Actinopteri, Pleuronectiformes, Pleuronectidae. Gene Ontology annotation, biological process: cellular response to estradiol stimulus; G protein-coupled receptor signaling pathway. The coding region runs from base 312 to 1487 and encodes 391 amino acids. The transcript is spliced from 2 exons. Gene Ontology annotation, cellular component: membrane. The record is from RefSeq and is a predicted model, not a curated record. Gene Ontology annotation, molecular function: G protein-coupled receptor activity; nuclear estrogen receptor activity.